AUGAAAGCCAGCAUUCUGAAAGAAGAGUUUACAACAGCAUAUUCGAGUAAGUUUAUUCUCCGCAUAUUUGCUCGCACACAGAAAGAAAGACAAUCUAACAUAUUUCGAUCGAUCAAAGAAAUUAUGCGACUUAAAACAGAAAAAGGCCUUGCAUUGCAAGAUGUGAUAUUCGAAGUAUACAAAGACGUUGUAAAAUACAAAUUAAGUAAAAAAGCAAGGGUGUAUCUAUUGGAAAAACUCGCAGAGAUAGAAUAUCGACUUACCACAGGUGCAUCAGAGAAAAUCCAAGUCACUGCAAUGCUUGGCGCUUUCAAAACAAUGUUGGAUUUGACCGGUGGCAACGUGGACGAAGUGAUGGCAGAUACAGAUACUGGCGGUUGCUGCUUUGGAAAUAUUCCCCUAUCGUUACACGCCGACUCCAUGUUUUGGAUGCAGAGAUACUAUAAGGAACCGCAGGCACUAUUAUCUCGAUGCCUAGUCACAGUAAUGGAAUCUCCAUUCACAAGUAUGGCAGAGUUACCCACCAGUCCGAGCAGGUGA
Messenger RNA from Paraglomus occultum, 540 nucleotides. Lineage: Eukaryota; Fungi; Glomeromycota; Glomeromycetes; Paraglomerales; Paraglomeraceae. The record is from the annotation of a GenBank genome assembly.